UAGUUGCGGGCUGCUGUGCUGUUGCUGUCGUGGCGUGGCUGGUCGCGCCAGGCGGGGAACUUCACCACACUGGAGCCCGGAGUCCCACUCUCUCACCUGCGCAGUUCGGAGCUGCCAUGGGUCUCUCGCCUGGAUUUACUAUCCUAAUUAUUUUACCGGCCUUUCUGCUGCGCACAAGCGGCCUUUACAUCGCCAGUAGCGUUGACUCCCUGCAGCACGUCCUGGGGGAGUAUGGACUGGUGAGGCCGAUCAGUGUGGAUGCAGAGGGCCGCUUCCUGUCGCAUGCCAUCUCAGCCGGCCUAGUGGCAGAGGGGCAGCCCCGUAGGCGCCGGAGGAGGGAGGUAGGAGUGGGGGAUGAUGAGUGGGAAGGACCAAGAGGAGAACCAGCACCCUCUCUGGAAAGGCUUUACUACAAUGUCAGCAUCUUCGGCCGGGAGUUCCACCUGUGCCUGCACCACAAUGCCAGGCUGGUGGCCCCCGGAGCCAAGAUGGAGUGGCGCGAUGACAGCGACAGCACCCGACACACGGAGCAACUGCAUGACGAAUGCUUGUACGUUGGUGACAUCACAGACACACCAGGAGCCUCUGUGGCUAUCAGCAACUGUGACGGCUUGGCUGGUAUGAUCAGGUUGGAGCAGGAGGAGUUUUAUAUCGAGCCGGUGGAGAGGGGCGAUGGAGUGAUAGAGGAGGAGGAGAGGGAAGGCGGAGGAGGAAGGACACACAUUGUGUAUCGCUCCUCAGCUGUAAAGAAAACACCCAUCAGCAGCGCGGCGGCAGACUACCACUCCAGAGGUGCUGAUUUGGGGGGUCUGAUGGACCUUGAGUCCUUGUACCGAGGUGUGGAGCAGAGCAUAAACCACACCCGUGCAGGGCGGAUGCGCAGACAGAGCCUGGACAGAGCAUACAACAUCGAGGUACUGCUGGGCGUUGACGACUCUGUGGUCCAGUUUCAUGGAAAGGAACACGUCCAGAAGUACCUGCUCACACUCAUGAACAUAGUGAAUGAGAUCUACCAUGACCAGUCUUUGGGGGCCAAAAUCAACGUGGUGCUGGUGCGGAUUAUCAUGCUUGGCUACGGCAAGUCUAUGAGCCUGAUUGAACUGGGGAACCCCUCUCAGAGUCUGGAGAAUGUGUGUCGCUGGGCCUUCCUGCAGCAGAAACAGGACACGGGGGACGCGGAGUAUCACGACCACGCCAUCUUCCUCACGCGACAGGAGUUUGGGCCCACCGGCAUGCAGGGUUAUGCCCCAGUGACAGGUAUGUGCCAUCCCGUCAGGAGCUGCACUUUAAAUCAUGAGGAUGGGUUCUCCUCUGCCUUUGUGGUUGCACACGAGACUGGACAUGUGUUGGGGAUGGAGCACGAUGGCCAGGGGAACCGCUGUGGAGAUGAGGUGCACAUGGGCAGCAUCAUGGCGCCACUUGUGCAAGCUGCCUUUCACCGUUUUCACUGGUCCAGAUGUAGCAUGCAGGAGCUGGGACGCUACCUGAGCUCCUAUGAUUGUCUCCGUGACGACCCCUUUGACCACAACUGGCCGUCGCUGCCCCAACUCCCUGGUUUGCACUACUCCAUGAAUGAACAGUGCCGCUUCGACUUUGGUGUUGGCUACACCAUGUGCACCGCGUAUCGCACAUUUGACCCAUGUAAGCAGCUGUGGUGUAGCCACCCAGACAAUCCCUUCUUCUGCAAGACUAAGAAAGGACCGCCCAUCGACGGCACCAUGUGUGGGAAUGGGAAGCAUUGCUUUAAAGGUCAUUGCAUCUGGCUGACCCCUGACAUCAUCAAGCAAGAUGGAAACUGGGGUUCAUGGAGUGAGUUUGGACUGUGCUCCCGCACCUGUGGUAGAGGAGUACAGUUUCGCACACGCGACUGUGACAAUCCUAGACCAGCCAAUGGAGGCCGCACCUGUGUUGGUUCAAAUUAUCAGUUCCAGAUGUGCAACAUCAACGAGUGUGAAGACAUCUACAGCGACACGAGAGAGGAGCAAUGCCAGGCUUUGGACCCUCGCUUUGAACUCCAUAGCAACAAGCACCAUUGGUUGCCUUAUGAACACCCAGACCCUAAUAAACGCUGCCACCUGCAUUGCCAGUCCAAAGAGACACGCGAUGUAGUCUUUAUGCAGAGGAUGGUCCUGGAUGGCACACGCUGCUCAUACAAGGACCCGCACAGUGUGUGUGUACGGGGAGAGUGUGAGAAAGUGGGCUGUGACGGGGUGGUGGGCUCCUCGAAGCAGGAGGAUAAGUGUGGAGUGUGUGGAGGAGACAACUCCAGCUGCAAAACCUUCAAAGACACCAUCACACGUACUGCCAAGAAACAAGGUUACCUCAAAGUUCUUGAAAUCCCCAGAGGAGCCAGACACUUACUGAUCCAAGAGCUGAAAGCAACCUCACACACUUUAGCUGUGAAAAACGUGGCAUCAGGACUGUUUUUCUUAAACGGGGAAAAUGAAUACCCAGAAUCCCAUUCUGUCAUAGAGAAAGGCGUAGAGUGGGAAUACGAGAAUGACAACGACAAGGAGACUCUUCAAACCAGUGGUCCUCUCAGACAUGGGGUUCUUAUCAUGAUGAAAUUAUAUGGAGAUGAGGAUGUGAAUUUGUCCUACAAAUACAUGAUGAACAUGGACAGUGACUCUGCUAUUCAAAACAACAUGCUGGUAGAGGACAGUGCCUACGAGUGGGCUCCAAAGAAAUGGUCCUACUGCUCCAAGCCCUGUGGUGGAGGGAAGCAGUACCUGCGAUACGGCUGCAGAAGAAAAGUUGACAGCAAGAUGGUCCACAAGAGCUUCUGUAACAAAUCCAACAUGAAACCUCGUGGAGACAUCAGAGAUUGCAACCAGAAGCCAUGCCCUCCACCUAUCUGGGUGACAGGGGACUGGCAGAACUGCAGCAAGCCAUGUGGAAAGACGGGGAUGCAAGUCCGCUCGGUUAGCUGUGUGCAGCCAUCAGAUGACAACACCACACGCUCAAUCCACAAUAAGCACUGCAAUGACAACCGGCCUGAGUCUCGCAGACCCUGCAACCGUCACCCCUGCCCCACCCAGUGGAGAGUCGGACCAUGGUCACAGUGCUCAGUGACAUGUGGUAAUGGAACCCAGCAGAGGCAGGCUCUCUGCCACACCAGGGACAACACCAUCGGUCUGUGUCUGGACAGUAAGCCUGACACCAUCAGAGUCUGUCGCAUGGAUCCAUGUCCCAAGGGCUCAUCUGACCACAACAAGAACGGCAACAUCCUGAUCCAGUGGCUCUCUCGCCCCAACCCAAACUUCUCAAAGAUCUCUUCACGCCAGCGUUGUCAUGGAGACCGCUCAGUGUUCUGUCGUAUGGAGGUGCUGAAGCGCUACUGCUCUCUACGGGACUUCCAGCGCAUGUGCUGCAAGUCCUGCAGCAAUGUUACCAUCACAGAGUCUCUACCCAUCCCUACCUCCCAAUCCACACUCAUGGCCUCCACCCAUUGGCCCAGUGUUACGCCUCCUCCACCCAGCAGCACCCCCAGCUUGGGUUUCACCACCAUCCAACCAGCAGGAGCUGUCGUCACCCCCUCUUUACCUUCCACCAUUAGUCCCUGGGACACUGUUCAUCCUCCUACCACUGCUGUUCCUUAUUCCAGCACCUUCCCCACUUCUCAGAUGAUUACCACUCACCCUCCACCUGCCACCAGUGUUCCCGUCUUUUCCACUACCAUGUCAGUGGUAACCACACCUGUCAUUACAACCUUUCCCAGUGUUACAGCUCUAUCGCUGCCUGUGCCUGCCCCAGACACAGACCAGAGCACAGUGCCACAGCCACCGACCACUACAAAUAGUCCAACAACCCCUAGUAUGAUCAGUACCAUACAACUUCAAACAACAACCAGUCCAGUUAUGACAAAUCCAACAGAAAGCAGCACAAAAACAGAUGCCCCAAUGACGCCCAAAAAGAAUGACCCCCUUAAGAAACCCCCCAAAAAGGUAAUCCCACCAAAGAUAAAUCCAAAAAAGAAUACAGCUGCAAAAAAUAUCACAAACAAAGACUUUCCACCAAAGAUCAAUCCAAAAAAGAAAACAAUCACCAGUACAAAAAAGUCUACUCCAGGAAAAACUCCAUCAAAAAAGCUUCCACCAGUAAAAACCACACUGAAAAAGACAACCAUAGUGAAAACUACCUCCAAACAGACAACUCCAGUAAAGACAACACCCAAAAAGAUGACUCCAGUAAAGACUACCCCAAAAAAGACUACUCCUGCAGGCACAACCCCUAAAAAGACACCCUAUGUAAAAACCACUCCUAAAAAGACCACCCCUGUAAAGAUCACUCCCAAAAAGACUCCUCCAGCAAGCUCCAAUCCCCCUAUAAAGACCACUGUCAACAAGAUGAAGAUGACUCCUGUGAUAAAACCUGAACUCCCCCCCAAGAAAGCCAAUCCAAAAAAAAAUACUCAGCCAAAAAUAAAAAUUAUAAAGACGGAUCCCCCAAAGAAAAACUCUGAGAUGAACAAGAAUAAGUUCAAGGUGAUAAAGACCUACCCAAAAAAGAAGACACCUACAACAAAGACUUCUUAUUAUACCACAGUUCCCACUCCAUAUCCAAGUCAACUGGGAGACAUUAUGUCUUCCACCGUCCCCACCAGCACAAGCAUACAUGAAACAGCUACAGGUAUGCCUGAGUCACGGGUCAAUGUCACAUACAUUAGCAACAACACAACAACUACAGAUGAACCUCCACUUUGGUUUCAUGAUGCUUUAGCCACAACACCCAGCACUUCUGAGGAUAUAUCAUUGACUACAACCGUACAUUUAGAAGAAGUCAGCAUACCUAGUGGAACUAUGCCGUACGGUGAUGUGACCAGCAGUGGGGAGGUUACAGGAACCAGUGGGGCCAUACUCAGCGGAGAUGACAUCACCGUGUCAUACAGCAAUGGCAGGGUGAUCAGUGACACCAUGGUGCUAGACGAUGGACUCACUGUCAUAAUCCCAACCAUCACUAGCGAAGACAUGACCGACCUUGUGUCCUCACCCUGGCUAGACCUGUCCGAGUACAUCCCAGUGGGCACAACUGUUCCGACAACAACUUUAGACCCUCCCACACGCCCGCCUUCUACCACUUUCUCUAAAAAAAGAGAAGAACCAGCCAUCACAACCAUCAUAGUCUCCACGCUGAAUCGUCAGCAGAAACCAGAGGAGAACACUGAGAACAAUUCCAUUGAUGUUGUAUACCACAGGAUCAUCGGCAUAGACAACGACAUCUCCCAGAACAAUCUGAUCCCAAAACGCCGGGUUUACCUUCGAGAGAGAACCAAGAACAAACGCAUUCAGGAGCUCCUUGAGGAAAAGCGGAACUUUCUCCUCAGGAUGAAGAGAGGCCAUGCAGCAAGAUAGACCAAGCCUUUUCAUUUCUCUCAUAGAGAUAAACAUUAUUUUACAGACUUUGUAAGCUUUGUGUAAACCCCUUGGUAGGCCUCUCCACACAAAAUUGUCUGGCAUUUCCCUAUCGUGGUAAUAAGAUCUGUCUCAAAGUGAGAAUACCCUGGCAUAUCACCCUGCCUGUGUUAGCAAAAUCAUGACUAAAAGGGACGGUAUGCAUCCAGCACUUUAUAAAAAUAACCCCACACACAGUUCUGUUUUAGGAUCCAUUUAUGAUGUAGGUAAGGCUAAGGUAGUUAAUUAGCUGGAAUUAUCCCUUAUGGCACUUAUGGAGCAGCAAAAUCUACCACCAAGAAUCCAACAGUACAUCUCAAUAUUAUAUGACAGCCCAGGACUGCAGUUCAUUUCCCCAUAAACACAUAUCAGUACUUCUCGACCCUUCAUAAAGCAGCUGUCAGCUCACUGUAUCACUGCUUCGUGGAGCAUCGAAAGCAAUAUGAUACUAUUAUACUCUCAAGAAGUCCAUUUUUUCCUCUCAUUGUGUGUUGUGAAGUUUACACUGCUUAGAUUGUGUGGCCUUUUUAGAGCAAGUGUCUGAAACGUGGGGUCUUGAAUCUCUCAGGAACUUAAGGUGCAGAAUAAAAUGCAAACAUUUGGUGCUUUGUGAAUUUUAAUAAUAUAUUUUCAUAUCUCAUAGGACAGGUAAAAAACAUUGGUCUUUUAUAAUGGUCAGUCUAUUGUGGUGCUUUUCUUUGUCAGUUUCACUUAAAUCGAUGCCCCUCAUGGAUUCAGUUAUGGACAUAAAAAUGUUAAUAAAAUGAAAAAGCUUGUUUGUAUGAAUUGUAUCCAGAGAGAAGCUUUAAAGGCCAGUUUUUUUUUUUGUUUUUUUUUUGCUUAAAGUUUUAUAUUGGUACAUGUCUUACUUGCAGCAGCU
This is a messenger RNA of Cheilinus undulatus (humphead wrasse), 6270 nucleotides long. Its product is annotated as A disintegrin and metalloproteinase with thrombospondin motifs 2-like. Gene Ontology annotation, cellular component: extracellular matrix. The transcript has 22 exons. NCBI's taxonomy places the organism in Eukaryota, Metazoa, Chordata, Actinopteri, Labriformes, Labridae. Gene Ontology annotation, molecular function: metalloendopeptidase activity. The coding region runs from base 117 to 5351 and encodes 1744 amino acids. The record is from RefSeq and is a predicted model, not a curated record. Gene Ontology annotation, biological process: proteolysis; extracellular matrix organization.